CCAACUCUCUCUCUCUCUUUCUCAUUUCCGUCACCAAUGAACAAAACAAAGAAGCUGGUAGCUUCAAUCUCCAAGCUUUUACGAAGACGAACCUGUUAUCCUUCAACUUUCCGAUGCAAUCCACUCGCAACGAUUGCGUUUAAUCACCUGAGUCGUGAUUCUCUGCAACCUUGUUCAGCUAAACCUCUGGCGAUUUCCGUUAGUGGGCUCCGAUUAUCCGGGAGAGCUUUUUGCUCAAAGAGAAGCUCCGUUUGCUGGAACUGUGGUUUCUCGUCGGAGAAAGCUGCGUUUUUGUUCUGUGAUUCAUGCCGCAGCAUUCAACCUGUUGAUGAUUCCGUCGAUUAUUUUCAGAUUUUUGGCCUGGAGAAUAAAUAUGAGUUAGAUGCUGGAAGCCUUGAAGGGAAAUACAAAGACUGGCAAAAGAAGCUACAUCCGGAUUUAGUUCACAACAAAUCCAAGAAAGAAAGAGAUUAUGCAGCUGAACAGUCUGCAAAGGUGACUGAAGCAUGCCGGACAUUAACCAAGCGGCUGUCAAGAGCAAUGUAUAUCGUAAGAUGAAGCUGAAUGGCAUUAAUAUCAAUGAAGAAGAAACACUAACAGAUCCUGAAUUGUUAAUGGAGAUUAUGGAACUCAGAGAGGCCAUAGCAGAAUCGAAAGAUUCAAAUGCGCUAAACCAGAUCCGAUCACAG
Messenger RNA from Eutrema salsugineum, 689 nucleotides. Its product is annotated as iron-sulfur cluster co-chaperone protein HscB, mitochondrial. The transcript is spliced from 5 exons. Lineage: Eukaryota; Viridiplantae; Streptophyta; Magnoliopsida; Brassicales; Brassicaceae. Bases 37 to 558 code for a protein of 173 amino acids. The record is from RefSeq and is a predicted model, not a curated record. Gene Ontology annotation, molecular function: protein-folding chaperone binding; ATPase activator activity. Gene Ontology annotation, biological process: [2Fe-2S] cluster assembly.